Gavia stellata (red-throated loon) is the source of this 2112-nucleotide messenger RNA. It is a transcript of the gene SH3RF2, whose product is annotated as SH3 domain containing ring finger 2. Gene Ontology annotation, molecular function: protein phosphatase 1 binding; ubiquitin protein ligase activity. The record is from RefSeq and is a predicted model, not a curated record. Lineage: Eukaryota; Metazoa; Chordata; Aves; Gaviiformes; Gaviidae. Gene Ontology annotation, cellular component: nucleoplasm. Gene Ontology annotation, biological process: positive regulation of JNK cascade; positive regulation of proteasomal ubiquitin-dependent protein catabolic process; negative regulation of apoptotic process.
AUGGAUGAUUUAGCUCUCCUUGACCUGCUGGAGUGUCCUGUGUGCUUUGAAAAGCUCGACGCCACAGCGAAGGUGCUACCUUGCCAGCACACUUUCUGCAAGCCUUGUCUGCAGAGGAUCCUGAAAUCCCAGAAGGAGCUCAGGUGCCCUGAGUGCAGGACCCUCGUCCUCUGCAGCAUCGAGCAGCUGCCCUCCAACCUGCUCCUCAUUCGCCUCCUGGAUGGAGUCAGGUGUGGACAAAACAUUACCAGGUUUGGCUCGAUCCAGAGGUCGGGGGUCCUGUCCUCCCCUGCCUCUGUCAGGAGAGUCCCUAGGGGGUUGCAACUUCAUCAGCACCGGCUGGCGACAAAUCCCAGGAUCCACAUGGAAGGGGUCCCGCGAGCCAAGGCCCUGUACACCUACCGAGGGCACAACCCCGGGGAGCUGAGGUUCAACAAGGGGGACAUCAUCGUGCUGCUCCGACAGCUGGAUGAGAACUGGUAUUUGGGAGAGGUCAACGGGAUCAGCGGCGUUUUCCCAGCCAGCUCUGUGCAAGUCAUCAAGCACCUGCCCCUGCCACCGCCCCUCAGCAGAGCGCUCUACAGCUUUGACCUGAGGAGCAGGGAUAAGACGGAGAACAAGGACUGCCUGACGUUUCAUAAGGGUGACGGCAUCUCUGUCCUCGGCAGAGCUGAUGAGAAAGAGGGCAAGUUAGGCGACAAAGCAGGGACCUUCCCCAGCUUGUCGUCUCCCAAAGCAAAGGGCGCAGAUUCGCCGGCUUUCCCCAAGGUGCCUGACUCCAGGCGGAAGAGCCUGCGGCAGUUCUCCAUCACCACCGCCCUGAACACCCUCAACCGGAUGGUCCACGCACCCGCUGAGCGGCAGGCGCUGGAGAUCAGCUCCCCCGUGCUCAUCAGCUCCAGCAACCCCACCGUGGCCACCCAGAGCAGCGAGAAAGCGGAGUUUCCCUACGGCACCCCUCUGCAGGUCAGUGCAUCUUACUAUCCUGCGCCAGGAUCAUUGGGGCACUCGGCAGCCAUUGUCACUCUUCCCCAUCUGCAGCACCACGUAUCAGCUUAUAUGUGCGUGGCCCUCCAUUCCUAUGUGGCUCACGGACCGGACGAGCUGGAGCUGCAGAAGGGAGAAGGGGUCCGCGUCUUUGGGAAAGAGCAUGACGGCUGGCUGCGGGGCAUGUCCCUCGUCACAGGGAGAGUGGGGAUCUUCCCCAGCAACUACGUCGCUCCCCUCUUCAGGAAAUCUAAUCUCUCUGACUCAAAAAUGCCUUCCCUGUACGCCUCAUGGACGCUAUCAACCUCCUCGCUAUCCUCCCAAGGGAGCAUCUCAGAAAACGGCCCGAGACAAAGCAGACCCUUGAAACCAGCGCUGCUGCCCAUGCCCGUCACCUCGCCUGGGAGAAGCACGGCCACGGGACAGGCAUCGCUGCGGCGUGGACGCGGCAGCACGAGGAAGAACGGAUCCCUGCAGAGGCCGGGGCAGGCGGGGACCCCCAUGCAGGUUGCCGGCUCCCUCAGGCGUCCUCCCACGGCUGCGGUGCGACCUCAACAGUUUCAGCUUUAUCAGCACAUCAGCCCACAGCCGCACAGCAUCCCUCCUGGAGCUGGCCUGGCCGAGGCAGGAACGAGGCCAAACUUCUCCCACGAGGCUUCACCAGCACUUGUGGUCAGAGGAGGGGAAAGCAGAACUCCCUCUGUGUGCAGCUCGGUGAACCUGGAUGCCAAAGACCCUCCAGCAAAGAGCGAGGCAGCUCCAAAGCCGCCUGCGUCAGCCCCACCAUCCAUCCUGGUGAAACCAGACACCUCCCGCAACAGCGCCGAAAAGCAAGUGAAGACGGUGAGGUUCCAGAACCACAGCCCCCCACCGCCGAAGCGGCACAGCCUGCAGCCCUCCCCGAGCCUGCCGCGCAGCAGGACGGAGCCAGCGGCCGCGGUGGAGGCUCUCCUGCCAGAAGCCAGCCUGUCGGGCCCCGAGCUGGCAGUGCUCUACUCGCCCAGGACCAGCUCCAGCCCCCUGCACCAGCGACGGGUGCUGCACCCGAAGGCGCUGUCGCUGGACCUCUCUGGGCAGCUGACCUUCCCUGUCAAGAAGAACUACAGCAGCAUUUCUGCAAACUGA